Messenger RNA from Entamoeba dispar SAW760, 573 nucleotides. RefSeq lists its product as uncharacterized. Bases 1 to 573 code for a protein of 190 amino acids. Gene Ontology annotation, biological process: signal transduction. Gene Ontology annotation, cellular component: plasma membrane. Gene Ontology annotation, molecular function: GTP binding; GTPase activity; GDP binding. The record is from RefSeq and is a predicted model, not a curated record. The transcript is spliced from 2 exons. NCBI's taxonomy places the organism in Eukaryota, Evosea, Mastigamoebida, Endamoebidae.
AUGUCACAGUCAUACCACUUCAAAAUUGUUUUGUUAGGACCUACUUAUGUUGGUAAAUCUGCUAUUUCUUUUCGUUUUACUAAAAACACAUUCAUCACUGCAUAUGAUCCAACUAUUGAACAAACCCUUAGCAAGACAAUUGAAGUUGAUAACAAACAAAUUUAUUUAGACAUUUAUGACACUGCAGGAUCAGAACAAUUUAGAACACUACAUGAACUGUAUAUUAAAGAAGGAGAUGGAUUCAUUUUAGUUUAUGCUGUGAAUGACAGUGAUUCUUUUAACAGUGUCAAAGAUAUUUACAAAGAUAUUGUCAAUAUUACCACCUCUAUGAAUGAGGGUGUUACACCACUAACUCUACCACCAAUAAUUAUUGCUGGUAAUAAGUGUGACCUUGAUGACAAAGUUGUGGCAACUGAAGAAGUUCAAGAAUUUUGUAAUGUCUGUGGUUGUGAUUUUCAAGAAAUAUCAGCCAAACACAAUAAAAAUAUUAGCCUAGUCUUUGAGACGUUGGCAAGACGGUUAGUCGAACAGCAAGGAAGUGUACAAAAGAAAGUUGGUUGUUCAAUCUUAUGA